AUGGCGAUAAAGACCACAUCGUUUAUCAGAGGAAUUCAUGACUCUUCAAUUAGAGAACAAUUAAUCCAGACCAAGGACUUAACAUUUGACAUUGCCGUAGAAAAGGCAAUAGCAAUUGAAGCUUCAAAAAUAGACAGUGCAACUCUGAACAACUUUUCUAGUCCUCAAACAUCGUCACAGGCGGAAGUCAACAAAUUAGUGACAAGACCAACACACCAGAAUUAUACACCAAGAAGGACAGCCUACCUCAACAACAGAUCUAACAACAGACUAAAUCACCCUUCCACAAGACGAAAUAAGGUUGAUUUGGCAACACUUGGAAUUGGAAACCUGUGUUUAAGAUGUGGUAAAGCAAAUCACACGUCCAGGGAAUGUAAAACCAACAUAUCACGCCUUCACUGCCAAAGCUGUGACAAGGAUGGACACAUAGCCAAGGUCUGUAUAUCAACUCUACUCUCUAAGAAAUCCAGGCCUACAGUUAAUACAAUAAGUACUACUCCAAAUGAUUCACAGGACUUAAACUCACUUUAUGGAAUAGGGCAACUUCAAAUUCUCAAUGUAUCUGACUACAAUUCAUCAGACACAGAAAAAUUUUUCACAACUAUUCUUAUCAAUGGGAAACCACAAAAGUUCGAGGUAGAUUCAGGCGCAGCUCAUACCCUUCUACCAAAGGCUCAAUUUGAUAGACUUAAUCUUCCUCAAAACACAAUCCAGAAUACAAAUAUAAGGUUUCGUUCUUACACAAAUGAGGUUUUCCAACCCUUAGGCUUAGUUAAUGUUCAGGUUGAAUACAACGGACGCUCAUCUACACAGCAGUUGUUUGUAGUUCCUGACAUGUACAGCCCUCUACUAGGUAGGACUUGGAUAAGACAACUUGGAGUCCACUUGAACGAUCUUGACACCCAGAGACCAAAAGAUACCGGUACUUAUGUAAACUUAGUUUCCAGUGACACAGACAAACUAGUUACUGCAGUAGAAUCAAAAUUUCCAGAAAUAUUUUCACCAGAAAUAGGACAUAUUCCUAAUGUCACCUGCUCUCUAAAGUUAAGACCUCAAUCCAAACCAGUAUUUUUCAAACCUAGACCUUUACCGUAUGCACUCCGGGAUAGAGUGGGACAUGAUCUUGACAAACUCGAACAAGACAAAAUCAUUACUAAAAUCGAAUCAUGCGACUGGGGUUCACCCUUAGUUGUAGUGCCUAAGCCUGAUGGUACACUUAGGCUAUGCGCAGACUUUAAAGUCACAGUCAACCCUCAACUCUACGAUUCACACUAUCCGAUUCCUAGGAUCGACGAAACACUCCACAAACUGAGAAACGCCAAGUUUUUCUGUACUCUCGACCUCUUUAAAGCUUACCUACACAUAGGUGUCGAUGAAGAAAGUGCUUGUGUUCAAACAAUAUCAACCCAUAAAGGUACUUACAAAGUCAACAGAUUGUCUUUUGGAAUCAAGACUGCACCCAGCAUAUUUCAAAAAGUAAUGGAACAAGUUCUACAAGACCUUCCAGGUUUCAGCUCUUACUUUGACGACAUAAUUGUCUACGGUUCAACUUUGGAUGAAUGUUUCAACAACCGACAAUGCUUCAACAGAUGUUCCUCGCAAAUCAGCCAGAACGAGAAAGCAACGGAAAAGACUGGACUUAUGAAUCAAAUUUAUUGGGGAAGAAACUGUUGUAUCUCUAUGCUUCAAAUGCUAUGCAUUUAA
This is a messenger RNA of Macrosteles quadrilineatus (aster leafhopper), 1704 nucleotides long. RefSeq lists its product as uncharacterized. Lineage: Eukaryota; Metazoa; Arthropoda; Insecta; Hemiptera; Cicadellidae. The record is from RefSeq and is a predicted model, not a curated record. Gene Ontology annotation, molecular function: nucleic acid binding; zinc ion binding. The transcript has 2 exons. The coding region runs from base 1 to 1704 and encodes 567 amino acids.